Molecule: messenger RNA, 1536 nt
Organism: Lathyrus sativus (Indian pea)
Lineage: Eukaryota; Viridiplantae; Streptophyta; Magnoliopsida; Fabales; Fabaceae
Source: the annotation of a GenBank genome assembly
AUGGCUGGUGGAGCAUUGACUGAUGGAGGACCUGGCAAAAGAGCUCAUCUGUAUGAACACAAAUUCACUCUUUAUUUUGCAUUUACUUGUCUUGUUGGCGCUCUUGGUGGUUCUCUUUUCGGUUAUGAUCUUGGUGUUUCAGGUGGUGUGACUUCCAUGGACGAUUUCUUGAAGGAAUUUUUUCCGGAUGUGUAUAGGAAGAAGCAGGCUCAUUUGAACGAGACGGAUUAUUGUAAAUAUGACAAUCAAGUGCUGACGCUGUUUACGUCGUCUCUUUAUAUCUCGGCACUUGUUAUAACUUUUUUUGCUUCCUAUUUGACAAGAAAUAAAGGGAGAAAGGCCACUAUCAUUGUAGGAGCUCUUAGCUUUCUUGUUGGAGCUAUACUCAAUGCAGCUGCUCAGAAUAUUCCAAUGCUAAUCAUUGGUAGAGUCUUUCUUGGCGGCGGCAUUGGCUUUGGAAAUCAAGCUGUUCCUUUGUAUCUAUCUGAAAUGGCACCCGCUAGCAGCCGAGGAGCAGUAAACCAACUGUUUCAGUUUACGACCUGUGCCGGAAUUUUAAUUGCAAACUUAGUGAACUAUUUCACUAACAAAAUUCAUCCUCAUGGUUGGAGAAUAUCACUUGGUUUGGCAGGUAUUCCAGCAGUUCUGAUGCUUCUAGGAGGUAUUUUUUGCGCUGAGACGCCUAAUAGUCUUGUGGAACAAGGAAGGUUGGACGAAGCAAGAAAAGUGUUGGAGAAAGUUAGAGGUACAAAAAAUGUUGAUGCUGAGUUUGAAGAUCUAAAAGAUGCCAGCGAAUUAGCCCAAGCAGUGAAGAGUCCAUUUAAGAUACUUCUAAAGAGGAAGUACAGACCCCAACUAAUAAUCGGAGCAUUAGGGAUUCCAGCAUUCCAACAGUUAACAGGAAAUAAUUCCAUCCUCUUCUACGCACCUGUCAUCUUCCAGAGUUUAGGAUUCGGAGCUAACGCAUCUCUUUUCUCGUCUUUUAUUACCAACGGAGCUCUCCUUGUUGCUACUGUCAUCUCAAUGUUUUUAGUUGACAAGUUUGGUAGAAGAAAAUUCUUCCUAGAAGCUGGUCUUGAAAUGAUAUGCUGCAUGAUUAUUACUGCUGUGGUUUUGGCGCUAGAGUUUGGACAUGGCAAAGAACUUUCAAAAGGCAUAAGUACACUUCUUGUUAUUGUGAUUUUCUUGUUUGUGUUGGCAUAUGGAAGAUCUUGGGGUCCCCUAGGAUGGUUGGUUCCAAGUGAGCUCUUCCCAUUAGAGAUAAGAUCAGCUGCACAGAGUAUUGUGGUUUGUGUCAACAUGAUCUUCACUGCCCUUGUUGCACAACUUUUUCUUCUCUCACUUUGUCACCUUAAAUAUGGAAUCUUCUUGCUGUUUGGUGGCUUAAUUGUCUUCAUGAGUCUCUUUGUAUACUUCCUUUUGCCCGAAACCAAGCAAGUUCCUAUUGAGGAGAUUUAUCUUCUGUUCGAAAACCAUUGGUUUUGGAAGAACAUUGUAAGAGAUGAAAAGGACCAAGAACAAGCAUAUUAUCAAUAG